Molecule: messenger RNA, 1196 nt
Organism: Babjeviella inositovora NRRL Y-12698
Lineage: Eukaryota; Fungi; Ascomycota; Pichiomycetes; Serinales
Exons: 1
Coding region: 134-922 (262 amino acids)
Biological process (GO): water transport; glycerol transmembrane transport
Cellular component (GO): plasma membrane
Molecular function (GO): water channel activity; glycerol channel activity
Source: RefSeq, a predicted model, not a curated record
UGCAAUCCCAGUUUCGGGUUUAGCCGACGAAUCAAAGUCCCCAGGCCAUGCUUGUGAGAGAGAAGAAGCGAUGACAACUUACGAGAGAUUUCGCCAUAGAAACAGGGAAGUGAUAGCGGAGUGCUUCGGGACCAUGAUCCUUGUGGCAUUCUCCGAUGGUAUUUCUUCCCGAGUGCUUCUCUCAAAGUCUGGCGGUCUAACAGAUAUUUCAUCGUCGGCAGCGUCCGCCCUUAUGCUAGGAUACAUGGUUUCCGGCGGAGUUUCCGGAGGGCAUAUGAACCCAGCGGUCACAUUGGCCUCUGCUGUUUACAGAGGCUUCCCGAAGAGAAAGGUCAUUCCUUACAUGUUGGCCCAGUUAUUGGGUGGAUUCAUCGGCUCUCUACUAGUGUAUGGUAUAUACAUCCAGUCGAUAAACAAUUUUGAAGGAGGGGACGGCAUCAGAACUGUUUUUGGAGAAAACGCCACGGCAAGUGUAUUCUCUACAUUCCCACAGCCAUACUUGUCCACCCGAGGCCAGUUCACGUCGGAGCUUACUUGCACAGCUUUCUUGCAGAUUGGCAUUUUCGCUUUAACCGAUCCAUACAAUGCCCCCGCGGGUGACUUGUUUCCCUUGGCGUUAUGGGUUUUGAUGUACGCGGUGGGAUCUUGCUUCGGGUUCCAGACCGGGUUUGCUCUUAAUAUCGCCAGAGACCUUGCCCCAAGGGUUGCUGCUGUGGCUGUUGGUUAUGGUAGCGAAAUGUUCACUGCAUACGACGCCUAUGCUUGGGUUCCAGUGGUUGCUCUGCUUGUUGGUUCCUUAGUUGGGGGUGGUUUGUAUGAUUUGUGCAUCUACAGAGGUAAGGACUCACCAGUAAACCAGCGCAAUUUUGGCUUCUCUCGCCAAAUGUUAUGCUUUUCCAAGAAAGCCCCCACUAGGGUUUAAGACCCACGAGAAAUAUUCCAACACAAACCUUGGACGUGUAUACAGUGUGGUUUACUCCGUACCAGUGCACACACUUGCAUUUUGCAUUGAGGCUUAACCCUCUUGCCUUUCAAUAGAAUUUAUAUAACGCAUGAAGGUCAGAUUCCUAGAAGUGAAGCCAAAAAUUUCAGAGGGAUCCGAACCGCUGCUACGAGCAUGCCAGAUUGGUAGAGAAGGAUUGGUAGCACAUACCUCCACUUCUGACUUCUCCACAUCGCCUCAACUUUCGGAUGUC